Molecule: messenger RNA, 978 nt
Organism: Galendromus occidentalis (western predatory mite)
Lineage: Eukaryota; Metazoa; Arthropoda; Arachnida; Mesostigmata; Phytoseiidae
Gene: Rpp30
Product: ribonuclease P protein subunit Rpp30
Exons: 3
Coding region: 127-930 (267 amino acids)
Biological process (GO): tRNA processing
Cellular component (GO): nucleolar ribonuclease P complex
Molecular function (GO): RNA binding
Source: RefSeq, a predicted model, not a curated record
AGAAGGGAGAGUUAAGUUUUGAAUACUUCAUCAGGAAGCAUUCCUCUGGGUUUCUCGUAGUUGCUGAGAAACGCACGCUCGAGAUCUUUGCUCCUGCUCUCGCAGAAAAUCUUGUGUCCAGUAGUUAUGGGUGAUCUCAGUGUGAUAGUGUACGAAAACGGCGGGAAACUUCCCGAACAGACAGUCCUCAGCUGCAUCAGGAAAGCCUUCAAGUUGGGUUUCUCAACAAUUGCUCUCAACGUGAUCGUGGGCGAUACAGAACUCAAUUCGAAAAAAGCCCUCCCGAAGCCAAUCCUCUACGACAUUCCUGAACAAUGCGUUAUGGAAGCGCGAUCUCAGAAUCGGAGACUCAGGUUAUUGUCGAGAUUGUCAGGAAAAAUCACUGACAACCAGCAAGCUCACAAACUACAGCAUGACACCGUGUCGUCCGACUACGACAUCAUAGCAGCCUAUCCCACGACUGACGGGUUGUUGAAUUCCGUGAUCGUACAUGGGGGAGUCGACAUUAUCUAUUACCCUCUACUAGAGAGAUGCACCUGGCCAAAAUAUAGUUCUAUAAGCUUCGCCACGAGCAAAGGAAUUCUCUUCGAGUUGCCCUAUACGACGCUGAUGGCGGAUCAACGGAUCACCGCGUUGAAGAACAUGCGCCGGCUCACACUACGAGACAAGAAAGGCUUCAUCUUCUCGUCGAACGCCACAAGUCCCGACAUGAUCCGAGGUCCCCUCGAUGUGAGCUUUCUGGGUCAUAUGCUGGACCUAAACGCGGAUUUAUCCCGCCGUCUGGUAUGGGAUGGACCAGAGGCCGUGAUUGUGCACGCCGAAACGAGAGGACGCAAAGAACGAGGCAGUGUGAUGACUCUCCUCGCGAGGAGCGCACCCGAAGGCGAGCGGUGGCUCGUCGAAGCUUGCCUUGAUGUCGAACCGAGCUGAUGAAAGUUGUCGAGAGUUUCAAAUAAAAAGGUGAUAAAUUCAAUUUAA